Messenger RNA from Oryzias melastigma (Indian medaka), 1457 nucleotides. RefSeq names its product ArfGAP with FG repeats 1b (gene agfg1b). The record is from RefSeq and is a predicted model, not a curated record. Gene Ontology annotation, molecular function: GTPase activator activity. Lineage: Eukaryota; Metazoa; Chordata; Actinopteri; Beloniformes; Adrianichthyidae.
GGCAGGGGGCGCCGGCGCCCUGGAUUUGACGGAGUUUGCGGUGAUUUGUGCAGAGGAAGACGGCGGCAGGAGCAGCCCGUUCUCCCCGCUGGGCUUCAGAAAGGUGUCUCCCUGGCUACCGCUGUGCUCCGCGGUCAGUCUGCCCCAGCACGCCCGCUCCGCUCUGCGCCGGGUCCCGGUACCGAACGUCCCCCGGUGUUAGCAGCUGCUGUCCUCAGCCAUGGCGACGAGCGCGAAGCGUAAGCAGGAGGAGACUCACCUAAAGAUGCUCCGAGAAAUGACGAGCCUGCCUGCGAACAGAAAAUGCUUCGACUGCGACCAGCGCGGCCCGACCUAUGUCAACAUGACGGUGGGCUCGUUCGUCUGCACCACCUGCUCCGGGAUCCUGCGAGGGCUGAACCCCCCACACAGAGUCAAGUCCAUCUCCAUGACCACGUUCACGCAGCAGGAAAUCGAGUUUCUACAGAAACACAGCAACGAGGUCUGUAAACAAAUCUGGCUGGGCCUUUAUGACGACAGGACAUUAGUUGUUCCAGAUUUCCGAGAACCACAGAAAGUAAAGGAAUUUCUUCAAGAAAAAUAUGAAAAGAAGAGAUGGUACGUUCCUCCAGACCAGGCCAAGACUGUUGCAAGUGUUCAUGGUCCCUCCAUGAACAGCACUGGCAGCCCCCCCGAAGUGCACCCCCUGAAAAGCCUGCAGCUCAACAAGACACCUCUGCGUCAGUCUCCAGGUCUGAGCCGCUCCCAGGCCCUCGCUGCUGCUCAGGACAAGAAGUUCGAUCUGCUCUCAGACCUGGGGGGGGACAUUUUUGCUGCUCCCCCAACCCAGACGGUCGGCUCCACCAACUUUGCCAACUUUGCACAGUUUCCGAGCCAGUCAGCACCUCAGGAUCAGUUAAAUACCAACUUUGCCAAUUUUGAAGCUUUUGGGAACUCUGCAAUUCCAUCCCAUCUGAGCCCCUCACCCCCCCUCUCAUCAGGUGGAGGGGUUCCUGUUCCGUCCGUGUGCAGCGCCGUUCCCGCUCAGUCCAGGACGGGGGCGUGCACGGAGGACCGCUACGCUGCGCUGGCCGAGUUGGACAACGAGCUCAGCUCCUCUGCAGUGAGCGGCAGCAGCGUGAAGGGGAACAUAUUUGGACCCGUGCUUGGUUCGUCUCCAGCUCAGAACCCGCCUGUGUUACCCAGCAUUCCGUCUGGUUUUGCAGCAGUGCCGUCCACAAACCCGUUUGUUGCCACGGCGAUGGCUCCAGACAUGGCGACUAACCCUUUCCAACCCAACGGUAGGGCUCCCCCUGCAGCUCCCUUCGGUACCGGCUCUAUGAGCAUGCCCACUGGCUUUGGGAAUGCGUCUUCAUACUGCCUCCCGACCAGCUUCAGCGGAAACUUCCAGCAGCAGUUCCCUGGCCAGGCCCCCCUCCCUUACGCUCAGCCCGGGGCCUACCACCCUCAGGCUAACG